UCCAUUGUAACUAUUCAAUCAUAGCUUCACUCCACCAUCUUCAGGUUUUCUUCGUCGUCUUUGUUUGAGUUUUUUUUUCUGCCGUUAUGGGAAAGAUCAAGAUCGGAAUCAAUGGAUUUGGAAGGAUCGGGCGUUUGGUUGCGAGAGUUGCUCUCCAAAGUGAUGAUGUUGAGCUCGUUGCUGUUAACGAUCCUUUCAUCACCACUGAUUACAUGACCUACAUGUUUAAGUACGACAGUGUUCAUGGUCAAUGGAAGCACCAUGAGCUUAAGGUGAAGGAUUCCAAGACCCUUCUCUUUGGUGAAAAGCCCGUCACUGUUUUUGGUAUCAGAAAUCCUGGGGAAAUCCCAUGGGCUGAGGCUGGAGCUGAGUAUGUUGUCGAGUCUACUGGUGUUUUCACCGACAAAGACAAAGCUGCUGCUCACUUGAAGGGUGGUGCAAAGAAGGUUGUUAUUUCUGCUCCCAGUAAGGAUGCUCCCAUGUUUGUUGUUGGUGUCAACGAGAAGGAAUAUAAGCCUGAUCUUAACAUUGUCUCCAAUGCUAGCUGCACCACCAACUGUCUCGCCCCAUUGGCCAAGGUGAUCCAUGACAAAUUUGGCAUCGUUGAGGGUCUUAUGACCACUGUCCAUUCUAUUACUGCUACACAAAAGACUGUUGAUGGUCCAUCAAUGAAGGACUGGAGAGGCGGUAGAGCUGCUUCUUUCAAUAUCAUUCCCAGCAGCACUGGAGCUGCCAAGGCUGUUGGCAAAGUUUUGCCGGCAUUGAAUGGCAAGCUGACUGGAAUGGCUUUUCGCGUUCCCACUGUUGAUGUCUCUGUGGUUGACCUCACUGUGAGACUUGAGAAGAAGGCUACCUACGAGGACAUUAAGGCUGCAAUCAAGGCGGAAUCUGAAACUAACUUGAAGGGAAUUCUUGGUUAUGUAGAGGAAGAUUUGGUCUCAACUGACUUUGUUGGAGACAACAGGUCAAGCAUUUUUGAUGCCAAGGCUGGAAUUGCUUUGAACGACAACUUUGUUAAGCUGGUUGCAUGGUAUGACAAUGAGUGGGGUUACAGUUCCCGCGUUAUCGACUUGAUCCGACACAUGGCCUCUGUUUAAGCUUAGCGAGUGAUUGGAUUGUGGUUGGUGUUUCCAAGCCUUUUGCCUGCUUCAAUUUAAUUUUAAUUUAGAAGAGAGAUGUGAUGAGAAUAAUCGAAUUGUACGGGACAUAUUUUUGUGUGAAGAGGGGUGCUUCAUUUCAUCACCCCAAGUACUUUAAAAUGUUUGGUGUUUUCAUUGCA
This is a messenger RNA of Hibiscus syriacus, 1279 nucleotides long. Its product is annotated as glyceraldehyde-3-phosphate dehydrogenase 2, cytosolic. Gene Ontology annotation, molecular function: NAD binding; oxidoreductase activity, acting on the aldehyde or oxo group of donors, NAD or NADP as acceptor; NADP binding. The transcript has 11 exons. Gene Ontology annotation, biological process: glucose metabolic process. The record is from RefSeq and is a predicted model, not a curated record. Bases 87 to 1097 code for a protein of 336 amino acids. NCBI's taxonomy places the organism in Eukaryota, Viridiplantae, Streptophyta, Magnoliopsida, Malvales, Malvaceae.